Messenger RNA from Nicrophorus vespilloides, 1272 nucleotides. Its product is annotated as endoplasmic reticulum resident protein 44-like. The annotation marks the transcript as partial. The record is from RefSeq and is a predicted model, not a curated record. Lineage: Eukaryota; Metazoa; Arthropoda; Insecta; Coleoptera; Silphidae. The transcript is spliced from 3 exons.
ACACAGAAUCCAGAACAUAGUCUAGAUUUAUAGCCCACUGUUGCUUGUAGCAUAAUUUUGUUGAUUAGGUGCGAAGGUGGCGAAAGCAUGGAUAGUAUUAGAGAUAAAUUGAGGCUUUCAUUUUUAGCAGUAAUUUUAGUUUCCCAUAUUAUUUAUAAUCCCACAAAUAGCGGUGCUGUUACGUUAACACAACAAACAAUAGAUCUGACUCUAGCCUCUAAUGAACUAGUCAUUAUUAAUUUCUAUGUCAACUGGUCUAGGAUUAACUAUAUGCUCUACGAUGAGGCUGCAGAUAAAGUUACUGAAAUCUUCCCAGAUGCUGGAAAAGUAGUCAUGGCCAAAGUGGAUUGUGAUAAAGAAAGUGCAAUCGCUAUUCGGUUCCGUUUGACCAAGUAUCCAACCUUUAAAGUGAUAAGGAAUGGGCAUCCAGACAAAGGGGAGUUCAAAGGGCAGAUAUCUGUAGAGGGUUUCGUCAGUUUCGUUAAAAAACAGUUGGAGGAUCCAAUUAAGGAGUUCCAUUCCAUCAAAGAGCUUAGUAAGCUGGAAUCAUCCAAGCGAAUUAUCAUUGGUUAUUUUGAUCGCAGAGAUCAACACGAGUACAAUAUGUUCAGAAGGGUGGCCGGGAAUUUUAAGGAUGAUUGCCAGUUUCAUGUUGGAUUUGGUAAUGCCUCAGAGCAGAUGCAUUCGCCUGGGCAACCCGUCAUCGUUUAUAAGCCUGACAAGAAUGACAUCAAUGCUGAUGAUGACACUUACAUGGGAAAAAUGGAUAAUUUCGAUGAGAUGCACGGAUGGAUUUUGAAUAAAUGCGUUCCUGCAGUUAGGGAAAUCACUUUUGAAAACGCCGAAGAUAUUACCGUGGAAGGUCUUCCAUUUUUUAUCCUCUACCAUAAAUCCGAUGAUAAUGAGAGCAUCAAGAAGUACAAUGAAGUAGUUCAAAGCGAGUUACUUUCCGAGAGGCAAAAUAUUAAUUUUUUGACUGCCGAUGGAAAAACAUUCGCUCACACGCUUCGCCAUGUGGGUAAAGGUGAAAGCGAUCUUCCGUUGAUCGCCAUCGACAGCUUCAAGCACAUAUAUCUGUUCCCAAAUUUCAAAGACAUUGAUGAUCCCGGAAAGUUGAAGCAGUUCAUCCAAGAUCUGUACUCCGGGAAGCUGCACAGGGAGUUCCACUACGGUCCCGACUUGGACGACGCUAAUAAAAAUGUCAAGGCUUUAACAACUCCUCCGUUCAAUAAUAAAAACAAGAAUGUAGCACCCUCCAAAAUAUUAUUUUUA